Molecule: messenger RNA, 3376 nt
Organism: Drosophila innubila
Lineage: Eukaryota; Metazoa; Arthropoda; Insecta; Diptera; Drosophilidae
Exons: 9
Coding region: 1-3189 (1062 amino acids)
Source: RefSeq, a predicted model, not a curated record
AUGAAAGCAAUACUUAUUAGUGCUGUGUCAAUUUUGUUGCUUUUGAGCAUUCUACACAAGUGCACGGGUCGAGCGGGGGAGCUGGUUGGACAACCAUUAAUACAAUUAAGUCACGAUGAUGACUUAGAUGAUGAUUACCCGGAAAUUAAGGAUGAGGUGCAUUUGGAGGAUUUCUUUUGGACAGGCUCGGGCGAUGGACCCCCCGAUUAUCUCAAGAAAGUGCACACGGGCAUUAGCAAGGGAAAGGAUGUGAUAGUCAAGACGGAAACUGUGGUGGCCACCGUCUAUGUAGAUGGCAAUAAUGAAAUUGAAAUACCAAUUUGUCUCGACUGCAAACCCGAUGAUGGAGGCGGCAAUUGGGAUUUGGGUGCACCUGGAAUGCCUCCACUAAAUUACUCCUCAACCGAUCGUCGCUAUUGGUUAUUGACUGUCAUGUCCGGCUUUUACAGUGCCAAGGAUAAUCCAAUGCUUGAAGAGAAAUUGGCGCGACUGUAUCGCUUGGCAUUCACCAGACAACAAACACGCCACCUGGGCAUAAAUGGGGCACAACAAAUUGCUGGCGUUUCAGUUUACACGCCACGUGAACGUCGCCAGCCAGCGUCAGUGUCAGCGUCAACAUCCACAUCCACAUCCACAUCCACAUCCAGGCCAGCAACAAGCACCUCUUGGGCAAACGAUGAUGUGGAAAUACUGGAUAUGGAUGUGGAUAGUGAGCACCAAAUUAAAAGGGUUUGGCAGGCGGGAGAGAGGCCCGAGUGGGAGAGUCACUGGGAAGAGUCGGGCGAGUCGGACGAGACGCCUAGCAGCUCCACUUUACCUACAACAACAAGCAGCGAGUCCAUGGACUACAGCGCAUAUGUUACGCUUAUCCCCUGGGAACUCAUACAGCAGAAUGGCAGGUCGGAGAAGUUGCAGGAAGCUCGUGAAGCGUUGUUAAGUCAACAACAACAACAGCAAGAACAACAACCACCACAACAACUACACAGAGAAAGGGAACAGGAACGGGAACAGGAACAGGAACGACAACAGGCAAUCUAUAGGGAGGAGCGAGUACGAGUUGUCAUACACAACAUCACGCAAAUCAGCGAAUCCGAUGUGCAAAAGUGGAACAAAAGUGGAAACGAUGUCGAUGCAUCUGACGCGUAUGUUAACCUCAAAUUCCAUGAGCGUCCCGUUGCCAAUCAAACCGAACUCAUCUACACGGUGCUGGUGAAUGGUCGUCCCGUAUUGGCCACAACGGCUGCCAAGGAUAUGGAGCUGGUAAGCGAGACCGAGGCGGUCAAUACCUUGGGCAAGGCCAUUUACAUGAAGUCCGAACCUUACAUUAGGGAGCCGACGGCAACUGCCUUGGCGCCAGUUCCAAGGAGCAGCCAUGCGGGAUUCUUUAACUCGGUGAAGAACAAUGUGGCACUUGUGGUAAUCAGCUCGUUGGCCAUCUUUCUAUUGAUGCUGCUGCUCGUAGCGAUUCUUCUGCUGGGACGUACACGUGCACGCCAGCGGGAACUUAGUGCGGUCAACAGAACAUCGUCACGCAAUGAGCUGUUGUCCGAGGGUCAAUCCAUGCGUCCCAGUUCACGGGGCACCUUGCUGGACAGCGCUGUCGGUGGCUCAGAGCAUGUCCAUGGUGGGGAUCAAAGCACCAAUCGCUCCCGCGACGCAGGUGUACGGAACUUGUCGUAUGAGAGACAGCCGCGUAUUAGUUUCCCAGCUCCUCCUGCCGAAGCACAUACUCGAUCUCGUCGUGAUUCAAUCUCCUCGACGGACAACACCUCCGAUUCGUCGGUUUAUUGUCCCAUUAAUCCGCCAAGUGCCGAUGUGCAGCGGAUACUGGACGAGAAGGCAGCCCGUCUCUUUGACGGACACAAGCGACGGCGUCAUCAGUACGAUCGGGCAGAGGGAGGACUUGAGGAUACCAUAUAUGCCUCUGUGGUCUCCGACAAAAAGAGCGACAAGUCUCGGCAUAAGUCCAAGCGUCGCUACCUGAACGAGAAUCGCGUUGGCUCGCUGGAAACGAGUCCUGUACAGGGCUCACUCAAUCAGAGCAACUCGUCCACGGAGGAGGGCAACUCACCGACGUCCAUGCGUCGCAGCUAUGAGAACUUCCAGCGGAACGAGGCCUACAAUCCCCACAACAAUUAUCAUCGCAACAAGCUACUCCAGCAGCAAACAGUAUUUACGGACAAGGAGUUCCACGAGGACGACACCAUUGCGUCUCCUCAAGCCAUCAACAAUGAAAUUAUACGCUCACGAGGCUUACAGCCCUCAGAGAAGUCCUCGGAUACGGCCAGUGUGGGCUCCUUUCUCUCCAUGGCAUCGGUUCGGGCUUUUCCCAAGAGCACACUGCCAGAACCGCUGAAUCGCGUCCUCGAUCCCGUCUUUGUAACCUACUACGACAAUGUUAAUGCCGUGGCGCCUCAGGCAGCGGCCGCGCAGAGCUCGACAAGAUCACUCAAGUCACAGUCGCAGUCACGCAAGUCCCUGGGAAGCAGGGAAAGCACCAUAGCAACAAUAGCCAGCUUUCCCAGUCCGAAGGCUCCGCCUGCCGUAAGGAAUGUGCGUUCCGCGUCGCACAGCGAUAAUCCCGAUCCGGGAUUUGUGGGUCCCGUCGUCUGGAAGAGGCACAAGAAACGACUCGGCAGUGCUGACAACCAGGAGGCCCGGAGCUAUGCUGACUUUAGCCCCAGUCCCAUGCACGAUGCCUCAGCCAUACGCAACCACUACGAGGGCCUACUCGAGGGCGCCAUCCAGAUGUACGCCAGCCAGGAUGAUCUGCCCAUGCCAUUGCCCUCCCGCGACUUCACCAACAAGCGACGCACCACAAAGCGCGAGCAUCGCGGCUCCUCCGCAGGAUUGCCCAGCUAUCCUCCCAAGGCCUACAACACAGCCGAGCGACCUGCCACCGCACAGCCAGAGAAGACUCCGAAAUCGGCGCAGUCCACGCAGCCGCCAUCGCCGACCUACAGCGCCUGGGGAAGCAGCAUGCACGGUUCGCACUCUCCGCUGGUGCGGCCCCUGAGUGCUGGGCACUUUCAAAGACCCGACACCAUAUUGGAGAUCUCAAUGGGAGCCAUCUCUGGGUCUACAGCAAAUACGCCGGGACAUAAUCGAAAGUCUUCGGCAGCAUCGGCCGCACCUCUCAUUGAGGCCAUUCAAAGCGAGCUGCGAAAGUUCAAGACGCAGGAGGAUUAAUCCUCAUCAGAAUGAUUGCAUUUGAAUUUCGUGAAACAAUAAAAAUAAAUACAUACAUAAUACAAUGAUAAAACAAAAAUUGCACCAAAUAUAGAUACUUUUUUCAAUCCAUUGUUAAUGUAAUUUCGAUAUUCAGGCUAAGACAUUGUGAAAUAAAUUCCGAGUAGCAAUACUUUGCAGUUAAACU